Messenger RNA from Tachysurus fulvidraco (yellow catfish), 780 nucleotides. RefSeq names its product venom phosphodiesterase-like. The coding region runs from base 83 to 655 and encodes 190 amino acids. Gene Ontology annotation, molecular function: nucleoside triphosphate diphosphatase activity. The record is from RefSeq and is a predicted model, not a curated record. Gene Ontology annotation, biological process: nucleoside triphosphate catabolic process. The transcript has 9 exons. Lineage: Eukaryota; Metazoa; Chordata; Actinopteri; Siluriformes; Bagridae.
ACACAUUUAUUGUUUGUUAUCUUCUCUCACACACUGAUCUCCUGCAGUUUGCACCAGCAACAAAGACACUUCACCGACCAACAUGGACUUCAGAAAGACACUGAUAAACAAGAGAAAAUACAUUAUUAUUGGCGCUUUAUCUGUAUCUGUUGUGACCAUCAUAUUAGGACUGGGUCUAGGCCUCGGACUUCAGCUGCAACAGUGCAAGAACAAGUUGCCAGAAACAUGUCGGAACAGCUGCUGUUAUGAUUUUAUGGACAUCUGCCUCCAGCCGAUUGAGAGCUGGGAGUGUACGCCAUUGCGUUGUGGUGAAAAGCAUAUUUCUGAUAGUAAGUGCCACUGCUCUUCUGACUAUCUGGGUGCUGGUGACUGCUGUACAAACUAUGGUAUUGUUUGCAAUGGAAUGACGCCAUGGGUUCAGGAUCAGUGUGUGAAAAUGAGCGGCCCUAAAUGUCCUUCUAGUUUUAAAAGGCAGCCUCUGCUACUCAUCUCUCUUGAUGGAUUAAGGGCAGAGUAUCAGCACACAUGGCACUCACUAAUUCCAGUCUUGGAUAAGCUACGAGAAUGUGGAACAUCUUCUGCCUUUAUGCAGCCUGUAUUUCCAAGUAAAACCUUCCCUAACCACUACUCCAUUGUCACGAUCAAUUCCCUUUGAGCAGAGAGUUUUCACCGUACUGCAGGUUACAGUUGCCUGAUGAUCAGCGUCCUGAUUUCUACACUCUCUAUCUGGAGGAGCCAGAUAAAUCAGGACACAGCUUUGGACCUGUCAGUGGAGGGGUG